GAGCGGGGCAGUCCCGGUGCCGCCGCCGCCAUGGAGGAGGCGCAGCGGCUGCUGACGGUGUCGGUGUGGAAGCUUUACCGGUGCCGGGUGCGGCGGGGCGGCCUCCGCCUGCACCGGAGCCUGCAGCUCUCGCUGCUCGUUCGAGCCGCUCGACACCGGUACCUGAGCGCCCGAGCGGCCGCCGAGAGCCUGCCGGGACCGGAGCUUCCCGGGGCGGCGGGGAGCGGAGUGAUCCCGGGACCGGAGAUUGCCGGGGCGGCGGGGAGCGGAGUGAUCCCGGGACCGGAGAUUGCCGGGGCGGCGGUGAACGGAGGGAUCCCGGGACCGGAGAUUGCCGGGGCGGCGGUGAACGGAGUGAUCCCGGGACCGGAGAUUCCCGGGGCGGCGGAAACCGGAGCGACCCCCGGAGCGGGUGGCGGCCCGAGCGGGGACCCCCGGUGCCCGAACCCACCGAGCGCGGACCGAGCGACCCCCCGGACCGAGCAGGAAUGGGGGAACCCCCUCCGGGACUGCACCGGGGACCACCGGAACCCACCGGGCGGAGCCCCCCGCAGUGAAUGGCACCGGGGAUGCCCCCCCGGGCGACCGAGCGAGGACCCCUCGAGCGCCGCGAACCGGAACCGGGACCCCCCACCGACCGCGGAUCCCCGUCCCACCCCGGACCCGGUGAACCGGGACCCCCUGCCCGCUGCCCCCGGCGCUCCCCGGCCCACCGGAGCCCCCCGGGCCGGGCAGAAGCGGCGCAGCAGCGGCUCGGCGGGGCCGGCCCGGGGCCCGGUACCGAGCAAACGGGCGCGGUUGGAGGCGGAGGCGCCGCCGCUGCCCCCGGGGCCGCCCGGGCGCUGCUCGGGGCCGCCCGCGGCCGCUUUCGGUUUUCUGGUCCGCGCCGUGGGGGCGUGCUGAGCCCUCCGGGGACCCCCGGGACACGGAACUUAACGGGGAUCCCCCCCGGACACGCGGAGAUUAACGGGGAUCCCCCCCGGACACACGAAGAUUAACGGGGAACCCCCCCGGGACACGGAACUUAACGGGGAUCCCCCCCGGACACGCGGAACCGGUUCUGGAUCCCCCCGGGACACACGGAACUUAACGGGGAACCCCCCCG
This is a messenger RNA of Onychostruthus taczanowskii (white-rumped snowfinch), 1105 nucleotides long. RefSeq names its product basic proline-rich protein-like. The record is from RefSeq and is a predicted model, not a curated record. Bases 31 to 903 code for a protein of 290 amino acids. Lineage: Eukaryota; Metazoa; Chordata; Aves; Passeriformes; Passeridae. The transcript has 2 exons.